AUGGCCUACAUGUACACGGGGUCAAACGACUGCUACAGGAUCACGCGCGAGCCCGGCACCGACUUCACCAGGGCGGAGCUGGAGGUCGCGAUCCGAGGAAUGACCGGUGACGCGUUCAACCCGGAGUCCCUGGUCCUCCCGAGCGGAGUCAAAGCCCUGUGCGAGGACCAGGCGUUGUGGGCGACGAUCCUGGCGUCAAUGCCGACCCUCGACGAGUGUGGCCUGGUGGUCCGGCAGCUGGCAGGUGACCCCAAUCAUGGGAUUCACAUCCCCGGCGCCACUCCCGACCGCCAGCAGCGCACCAGCCAAGGUCCCGGGGGGCCAAGUCCUAGAGGUCUGGCCCCCACCAGGAAGGGAAAGGACAAGGUGCCGGUGCUGGAGCACCGUCACAAGGACAAUGUGGGUGCCGCCCCGGCCCGGAAGGAUGACGAGACACAGGGGGCGGCGUCCGCACGGAGGAGCCAAGCGGAGGGGUCCAAGUCCCGGAGGCUCCAGCGCAGCGACGGCUCCUUCGUCGGGGAGCCGGCCCCCAAACGCCAGAAGACGGUGGAGGCGGAGAGGCAGAGCCGAGCUCCACCACCUCCGCCGCAGCGCCAACAGCCGGAAAGGGGGCCGGAGGAAAAGCGGCGGCCUUCCCCGGAGCAGCAGACUCCUCCGCCGCCACCGACGAUGCGGCGACCAGCGACGCCACUACCCCCGACAGAGCCCAGGCCACAAACACCACCCCCGCCACCAGAAGCGCCAGCGGCCGGGGACCACCACCAAAGGCCCCAUUUUUCGGACACAUCGAGCACGUCCGCCAGAGCCGCUCUAGCUGGGGGGUCCGGCCCCCAGCUAGUACCUUCAUCUUCCCCUGCUGGGGAGUCGGCGACAACCCCAGCAGGGACUCCGCCCGCGCCAGCACCAGUAGCUACCAGACCCAGAGGUCCGGAGCCAGAGGUCGCCACACCUCCAAGGCCUGAUGCCGCCCCCCAGGAGGAGGCCACCGGACCUACUGCGACGACCGAGGCGCUAGUAGCUGCAGCAGCACCGGACGCCAUGGCGGAGCCCCCUCCAGCUGAGCCAGCAGCAGAGGAGGCUGCAGCAACGGCAGAGGCGGCAGCGCCGGAGGCUGCGGAGGUGCCAGAGGCAGUGGCGCCGGAGGCCGCAGAGGUCGCCAGCACCACCACCCCACCCGCGCAGGAGGAGGAGCCGGAGGUGGUGCGGGGUAGGCGUCUUCUCCCGAGCCCAGCGGAGAUCCCCCUCCCCCGCCUCUUUGCCAAGAGCCAGCAGGUUCAGGAGGAGCUGGAGCGCGCCAAGCUCGUACUGGAGGGCGAGCUUCUGCAGGAGCAGUUGCAGGAGGCUCUCGACCGAGAGGUGGCAGCUGCCCAACGGGAGAGAGCGGCCGCACGGCGGGAGAAGCAUGCCAUCGAGCGGGAGCUCGUGGUGGAGAAGAGGGUGCACGCGAUGGCGGAUAGGGAGAAGACCGCACUGGAGCUGGCCAACCAGGCCAAGGUGGUGGUGGAGGUGACCAAGGAGCAGGAAGUUGCCCUUGCAGAAUGGGAGGUAGCCGCGGUGGAGAGAGAAAAAAGGCUUGCCGCCCGUGAAGAAGAGGAGGUGACCCGGAUCCAGGAGCUCCAGGAAUGGGAGGCGGCCAUGGAGGAGGAACUGGCGGCCGGGACCCAGAGGCUCUAG
Molecule: messenger RNA, 1674 nt
Organism: Panicum hallii
Lineage: Eukaryota; Viridiplantae; Streptophyta; Magnoliopsida; Poales; Poaceae
Product: serine/arginine repetitive matrix protein 1-like
Exons: 3
Coding region: 1-1674 (557 amino acids)
Source: RefSeq, a predicted model, not a curated record